GACAAUUUGAUGUAAAAAGAGAAGUCUUUAUAAAAAUCUUCUAUUUUGAUCGCUCUUUCUGUGUCACUACGUAUAUUUGUCGUCAACUCCGAAAGCGUUAAAGCAUGGGGCGUCCUCUGCUGUUUGCUGUUUUACUGGCAAUACUGGUGGUGGUUUCCGACGCCCAGUUGACCUUCAGCACUGGCUGGGGUAACGGGAAGAGGUCAGUGAAUACAGACUUCGGUAAUGACCCUUGCACAUCCGAGGAGAGCCUGUACGUUAUAUACAAACUGAUUCAGUCUGAAGGAGAAAGGCUAAUAUCGUGUAGAGAUGGUGGCAAAAACUAGGAAAAAUGCAAGCAUAGUAAAUAAAGAAUCUGCCAGUUCCAUGCCUAUGAUGAAUAAAGAAAGAUGGAAAAUAAUGAAGAGAAACUAUAUAUAGAUAUAAAUGUUAAUAGUCGUGUCGAUUCUGACACAAGGGCGGAUUCAGCUUUGACGCCAGGGGGGGGG
Chilo suppressalis (striped riceborer) is the source of this 488-nucleotide messenger RNA. Lineage: Eukaryota; Metazoa; Arthropoda; Insecta; Lepidoptera; Crambidae. The record is from the annotation of a GenBank genome assembly.